Xyrichtys novacula (pearly razorfish) is the source of this 10087-nucleotide messenger RNA. Lineage: Eukaryota; Metazoa; Chordata; Actinopteri; Labriformes; Labridae. The record is from the annotation of a GenBank genome assembly.
AUGAGCACAGAUGCGGAGAUGGAGCAGUAUGGCCCGGCGGCCGUCUUCCUCCGGAAGCCAGAGAGGGAGAGGAUUGAGGCACAAACAGCUCCUUUCGAUGCAAAGACAGCUUACUUUGUGGUUGAUGUUGAGGAGAUGUACCUUAAGGGUAAACUUGUCAAGAAAGAGGGGGGCAAAGCCACAGUUGACACAGACAGUGGUAAGGUAGGUGAUCCAUGUUGAAGAUGUCUGUCUAAGACCAGAAGAGUGACUUUUUGUUCAUCAUUUACAGGAACUAUGAAUUAAAAUUGGUUGAUGCAUGUCUCAUACAGAGUCUUACCGUAAAAGAGGAUGACAUCCAUCCCAGAAACCCUCCCAAGUAUGACAAAAUUGAGGACAUGGCCAUGAUGACCCACCUCAAUGAGCCUUGUGUGCUGUAUAACCUCAAAGAGCGUUAUGCAUCAUGGAUGAUCUACGUAAGUUUUCUGAAUAAUCCACUCGAUGAAUCCAAGUAUUUACAUGAAUUUGACCAUAAUCAUAUGUUAACAUUAUGUUUGUACUCUACAGACCUACUCUGGGUUGUUCUGUGUCGUCGUGAAUCCCUACAAGUGGCUUCCAGUGUACGAUAGUCAGGUUGUUGGGGCAUACAGAGGCAAGAAGAGGAUUGAGGCUCCACCCCACAUCUUCUCCAUCUCUGACAAUGCCUAUCAGUUCAUGCUCACUGGUAAGAACAACACCAUUUGAAUUGAAGUUUGUGUCAAUGGAAGUAAAGAUUUAGGUGAGAUAACCAAAAGAACCAUUUAAAGGUUACUCACACAAAGUGCAUAUGUUUGUUCUUUAGAUCGUGAGAACCAGUCUGUCCUGAUUACGUGAGUACAAAAGAAGCUGUGCUGCUUUAUUUCUAUAAACUUAAUCAUAAUGUGGCAGAACGUAAAUUAUUUGUCUCUUCUUAACCAGUGGAGAAUCCGGUGCCGGAAAGACUGUCAACACCAAGCGUGUCAUCCAGUACUUUGCAACAAUUGCAGUCGCUGGAGCUGGAUCUAAGAAGGCCGAGCCUGUAGCUGGUAAAAUGCAGGUAAAAACCAUCACAAACAGAAGAUAAUAAUAAUCAUAAACAAACAGCAACAUGCAUCUUAAAAUAUUGCUGCAGGGUUCCCUGGAGGAUCAGAUUAUUGCAGCCAACCCUCUGCUGGAGGCUUAUGGUAAUGCCAAGACUGUGAGGAAUGACAACUCCUCUCGUUUUGUAAGUCUUUUAAUGGAAACGCACAUGCAUAAGAUCAGUAAUGACUUUACUACAACUAUGUCUAUAAAAACUCAAAACUUAUUUCCUUAGGGUAAAUUCAUCAGAAUUCACUUUGGGACCUCAGGCAAACUUGCUUCAGCUGACAUUGAAACAUGUGAGUAAUUUCUCUGUUAUCUCAGUCACCAAUCUUUGAAUGUAAACUUGUAUUAGAGAAGAAGUUUAAGAAACAUUUGCUGACACAUUGUAAACGGGACUUAAUUUGUUGUUCUAAGAUCUGCUGGAGAAGUCCCGUGUAACCUUCCAGUUGUCUGCUGAGAGGAGCUACCAUAUCUUCUACCAGCUGAUGACAGGCCACAAGCCCGAGCUCCUGGGUAUGUUUAAUAGAUGAUAUCAGACAUACUUAAAAGAAUAUCACCAGAAAACUUCAUGUGCUGUGUUUCUUGAUUUUCAGAGGCCCUUCUGAUCACCACCAACCCCUAUGACUACCCAAUGAUCAGCCAGGGUGAAAUCACUGUCAAAAGCAUUGAUGAUAUUGAGGAGUUCGUUGCUACUGAUGUAAGACUACUAUCUAGUAAUAUAGAUGAUAUACAGAGGAAAAGGUUUUAGAUACCAAUCACUUUUCUUUCUACACAUUGCAGACUGCUAUUGAUAUUUUGGGCUUCACUGCUGAAGAGAAAAAUGGUAUCUACAAGCUGACUGGCGCUGUGAUGCAUCAUGGCAACAUGAAAUUCAAGCAGAAGCAGCGCGAGGAGCAGGCUGAGCCUGAUGGCACUGAGGGUAAUUGCAACAAUAAUGCAUUGUGAUCAUGUAAGUAUCCUGAUACGUAGAGUUUGCUUACACAAGGUAAUGUGUAUUUUUUGUGCUUGUUCAUUUCUCUAUCAGUGGCUGAUAAAAUCGCCUACCUCUUGGGUCUGAACUCAGCUGAUAUGCUGAAGGCUCUGUGCUACCCAAGAGUCAAGGUCGGAAAUGAGAUGGUGACCAAAGGUCAGACCGUCCCACAGGUAAUGAAAAAAUGAAAUCAAGAACAAAUAUACCAUUAUUCAUUCAAGGUUGUAUUUUCUCUUAUUAAUUGUGUAUCUUUUCCUUAUUUCAAGGUCAACAAUUCUGUCAGUGCACUGUGCAAGUCUGUCUAUGAGAAAAUGUUCUUGUGGAUGGUCAUCCGUAUCAAUGAGAUGCUGGACACAAAGCAGCCAAGACAGUUCUUCAUUGGCGUCUUGGAUAUUGCUGGUUUUGAGAUCUUUGAUGUGAGUGGUAAAAAAAUAUGAAAACAAUAUGAAAUCUUGGUUUUAAGAUGCCGUAUAAUCAAAUGUCUCUUUGUGAUACAGUUCAACAGCUUGGAGCAGCUCUGCAUCAACUUCACCAAUGAGAAACUGCAACAGUUCUUCAACCACCACAUGUUCGUCCUGGAGCAAGAGGAGUACAAGAAGGAGGGUAUUGAUUGGGAGUUCAUUGACUUCGGUAUGGACUUGGCUGCCUGCAUUGAGCUUAUUGAGAAGGUUAGUGAUUUGUCCAGCAGUCCUGAUUCAUAAUUAACAGACAGAUGUCCACUCACCUUGAUUAUUAUUUACAGUGAAAAUAAACAGUUGACUCAACUUCCUUUCAGCCAAUGGGCAUCUUCUCCAUCCUUGAAGAGGAGUGCAUGUUCCCCAAGGCCUCUGACACAACUUUCAAGAACAAGCUGCAUGAUCAGCAUCUUGGCAAGACCAAGGCCUUUGAGAAACCAAAGCCUGGAAAGGGCAAAGCUGAGGCUCACUUCGCCCUGGUUCACUAUGCCGGCACAGUGGAAUACAAUAUUGUUGGCUGGCUGGACAAGAACAAGGACCCCCUGAACGACUCUGUUGUUCAGCUCUACCAGAAGUCUGCCAACAAACUGUUGGCCAUGCUUUAUGCAACCCACGGUGGAGAAGGUAAGAUUGCAUAACUGUUGAAAAUAAAAGUAAUCUAGUCAUUUAUAUGGUCAUUUAUAACAAAAAGAUUUUGGAUAUGGAUGAUGAGUACAAGAAAAGGUAAUUUAGUGGUAUUUUUGUAGUUUCAUCCAAAACAGAAACCUCUAGUUAGAAUUCAAAAGAUAACUGAGUAAGGGAUGAUAGCUUCUUCCCAAACUUGCUUAACAUUAUCUAAUUCCAAGACAGGAACAUGGAUGCAUUCACCAGAAAAUCAGUAAACCAGUAAAAUCAUGUUAUCAUGUAAAAUCAUGUGAAUUCUUUCUUUUGCUCUCAAACAGAGGCUGCUGGUGCCAAAAAGGGUGGUAAGAAGAAGGGUGGCUCCUUCCAGACUGUGUCUGCUCUCUUCAGGGUAAUUACUGCUUCAUGUCAAAAGAAAACAAUAGUAAAAUGAAAAGCCUCGUGUUGACAUAAAGUUCAUAUUUAUUUCUGUCAUACUGAUAACCAGGAGAACUUGGGCAAGCUGAUGACCAACCUGAGGAGCACUCACCCUCACUUUGUGCGCUGCUUGAUUCCCAAUGAAACUAAGACUCCAGGUAAGCCCAUAGUGCUGCCAUUCUAUUCUAUUUUGAGAAUGACACACACUAAAGCUGUGAUCUUUGAAUGAUAUGAAUAUAUAUCUUUUAGGUCUUAUGGAGAACCACCUGGUCAUCCACCAGCUGAGGUGUAACGGUGUGCUGGAGGGCAUCAGAAUUUGCAGAAAGGGCUUCCCCAGCAGAAUCCUCUAUGGUGACUUCAAGCAGAGGUAACUUUUCGGGGUAGAAUCAUGAGGUUGAGAAAUGGCAAAGGUGGAAAGUUAAUAUAUUAAAAAUUGUGUUUUUCAAUCUUAUAGAUACAAAGUACUGAAUGCCAGUGUCAUCCCUGAGGGUCAGUUCAUUGACAACAAGAAAGCUUCUGAGAAGCUGCUGGGCUCCAUCGAUGUGGACCACACUCAGUACAAGUUUGGACACACUAAGGUUCGUUUUCAUGGACAAUGAUAUUUCACUAGCUGUGGUAUAGUAUAUGCUGUUGCUUAUAUCUUCACUAAUAACACAACACAGGUGUUCUUCAAAGCCGGUCUGCUGGGUACCCUGGAGGAGAUGAGAGAUGACAAACUGGCUACGCUGGUGACCAUGACUCAGGCUCUCUGCAGAGGAUAUGUCAUGAGGAAGGAGUUUGUGAAGAUGAUGGAGAGGAGGUAGGCUUUUUAGGGGCACACUUACUCAAACUGCCAAAUUAUUUGCAGGUAUUUUUCAACUGCAGUCAUGUUAAAGAAUUGGCACUUUUCCCUUUUUGCAGAGAAUCUAUCUACUCCAUCCAGUACAACAUCAGAUCCUUCAUGAAUGUGAAGAAUUGGCCAUGGUUGAAACUCUACUUCAAGAUCAAGCCUCUCCUGAAGAGUGCUGAGACUGAGAAAGAGCUGCAGCAGAUGAAGGAAAACUAUGACAAAAUGAAGUCAGACCUGGCUACUGCCCUGGCCAAGAAGAAGGAACUUGAGGAAAAGAUGGUUGCCAUGCUGCAGGAGAAGAAUGACCUGCAACUGCAAGUAGCAGCUGUGAGUACAAAAACAGCCAUUGCACUUUUUUAACAUAUAGAUUUAGUUCUUUGGUACUAUUUUAAAAUAUGUAUGUAAUUUUAAUUUCCUAAAAUUAUUCAAGAAAAUUUACAAAACCAAUAAUAAAAACAAAUUCUAUCUAAAAGUCUAAAUUAAAUGAAUAUAACAAUCUCAAAAUGUACUAUAGGAAGUUGAGAACCUCUCUGAUGCUGAGGAAAGGUGUGAGGGACUCAUCAAGAGCAAGAUCCAGCUCGAGGCCAAACUCAAAGAGACAAGUGAGAGACUGGAGGAUGAAGAGGAAAUCAAUGCUGAGCUGACUGCCAAGAAGAGGAAACUGGAGGAUGAAUGCUCUGAGCUCAAGAAAGACAUUGAUGACUUGGAGCUCACCUUGGCCAAAGUGGAGAAGGAGAAACACGCCACAGAAAACAAGGUUCACAUUUUUUGAGUACAUCCUGGUCAAAAAAUAUAAUCAUACCAUCAAUAAAAGGAAGGAAAUAGAAUGUUUUUAAAAAAUGCAUACUUUUCUUCCUUGUUAAGGUGAAAAACCUGACAGAGGAGAUGGCAUCUCAGGAUGAGUCUCUUGCCAAGUUAACAAAGGAGAAGAAAGCCCUCCAAGAGAGCCACCAGCAAACCCUGGAUGAUCUCCAGGCAGAGGAGGACAAAGUCAACACUCUGACCAAAGCCAAGACCAAGCUGGAACAGCAAGUGGACGAUGUAAGACAGUAACUGCUUUUAUGGUUUGACCCCUUAUAACAUGAAUGACUCUUGGCAUUAUUAUCUCUCUUAAGAUAAACUUCAGUUAAUUUUCUUAAUUCUAAUUUGAUAGCUUGAAGGAUCUCUGGAACAAGAGAAGAAGCUCCGCAUGGACCUUGAGAGGUCAAAGAGGAAGCUUGAGGGAGAUCUGAAACUGGCCCAGGAAUCCAUAAUGGAUCUGGAAAAUGACAAACAGCAAUCUGAUGAGAAAAUCAAGAAGUAAUUUUGUUGAAUUAAAUGCAAAGUUUACUUUUUCCAUGAUGAGUUACAGUGAUCUUGACUACUGUCAUCUUGGGGUAUAAUGCUAAAAAAUUCCUGUUGUCUUGUACAGGAAGGAGUUUGAGACCAGCCAGCUCCUCAGCAAGAUUGAGGAUGAACAGUCCCUUGGUGCCCAGCUCCAGAAAAAGAUCAAGGAGCUCCAGGUACAUCUUUGACUUACACAGUGGACCCAGGAUGAUAUAUACAAUACAUUACUUUCCAUUUAGUAAGCCUCUUUGAUAUAUUGUCAUCAACAACUAGGCUCGUAUUGAGGAGCUGGAGGAAGAGAUCGAGGCUGAGAGAGCUGCUCGGGCUAAGGUGGAGAAGCAGAGGGCUGAUCUCUCCAGGGAGCUUGAGGAGAUCAGCGAGAGGCUUGAGGAAGCUGGUGGAGCAACAGCUGCUCAGAUUGAGAUGAACAAGAAGCGUGAGGCUGAGUUCCAGAAGCUGCGUCGUGAUCUUGAAGAGUCCACCCUUCAGCAUGAAGCUACCGCUGCAGCUCUGCGCAAGAAGCAGGCUGACAGUGUUGCAGAGCUGGGAGAGCAGAUCGACAAUCUCCAGCGUGUCAAACAGAAGCUGGAGAAAGAGAAGAGCGAGUACAAGAUGGAGAUUGACGACCUCUCCAGCAACAUGGAGGGUGUUGCUAAAGCCAAGGUGUGGAUUUUGUUUGGGGCAAGGCUAUGUCCAUCAAAUAAUAAGAACAGUACAUUCUGACUAAUAUACAGUAUAUAACAGCAGCUUUGUAGGAAAAAAUAUACAUUUUAAAUACUUCAUGUUCUUGUUUGGUGCAGGGCAACUUGGAAAAAAUGUGCAGAACUGUUGAGGAUCAGUUGAGUGAGCUCAAAGCCAAAAACGAUGAGAAUGUCCGCCAGCUGAAUGACAUUAGUGCACAGAAGGCCAGACUGCAGACAGAGAAUGGUGAGUUAGUGAACUAUAAUGCGACUUUGUUGGAAGAUUGUCAGUGAUGUAGACUCAUUGAUGUGUGAUGUAGACUCUUUAAAACUCACCUUUGUUCACCAAUCACAAAUAUUUUGAUAUUUUGUCAUUCAGGCGAGUAUUCAAGGCAGAUUGAGGAGAAAGAAGCUCUGGUUUCACAGCUGACAAGGGGCAAGCAGGCCUUUACUCAGCAGAUUGAGGAGCUGAAGAGGCACGUUGAGGAGGAAGUGAAGGUAUAACAAGUGACUUUACCUUAAGAAUUCACGAAUCCUGUUAAGAAUUACACAACUGUCGUUAAAAUUUGAGGAGAUAUUGCUCCCACAUGCAGCUUUCAAAGUUUUCAAUUUAUCUUCACUCAACAGGCCAAGAACGCCCUGGCCCAUGCUGUUCAGUCAGCACGCCAUGACUGUGAUCUUCUCAGAGAGCAGUAUGAGGAGGAGCAGGAGGCCAAGGCCGAGCUGCAGAGGGGAAUGUCAAAGGCCAACAGUGAGGUGGCUCAGUGGAGAUCCAAAUAUGAGACUGAUGCUAUCCAGCGCACUGAGGAGCUUGAGGAAUCAAAGUACAUCAAGCAUUUUUGACUAUUUCCCAUUAAAAAAGGAAUUUUUUAUUUUCUGUUAGUCCAUUAAACACAAACAAAACCUUAUUCAUUUCAGGAAAAAGCUUGCCCAGCGUCUGCAGGAUGCUGAGGAAUCCAUUGAGGCUGUGAACUCCAAGUGUGCCUCACUGGAGAAGACCAAGCAGAGGCUGCAGGGUGAGGUGGAGGACCUCAUGAUUGAUGUAGAGAGAGCUAAUUCUCUGGCUGCCAACCUUGACAAGAAGCAGAGGAACUUUGACAAGGUAUUAGAGUGUGAAAUUAACUUCAUACAAUGUUAGGCUAGUCCACCUCGUCCCCCAAAAUUAUGGAAGUAAUAUUUUGAAUUCAUCUGUAUCUUUCAAGGUUCUGGCAGAAUGGAAACAGAAGUAUGAGGAGGGCCAGGCAGAGCUUGAAGGAGCCCAGAAGGAGGCUCGCUCUCUCAGUACUGAACUGUUCAAGAUGAAGAACUCAUAUGAGGAGGCUCUGGAUCACCUUGAGACCAUGAAGAGAGAGAACAAGAACCUCCAGCGUAAGUCAUCCAACUACAAUUAAAAAAUGUCACUUCUCUUGCUUUUACAAACUACGCUUUAUUACCUGAAUGGUUUCAGUACUGUUGACAUUGGUGCAAGUCAUUCAUGCUUGUUUAUUACUAUUAUUAUUAUUUGCAUAUACAGUACAUAACUCUAAAAAUUAACUAUUCCCCCCUUUCACUUUAAAUUCUUAACCAAUCACCCUGUUUAAUAUUUUCCUUAAAGUGUUGUGUCACAGAAUCUAUUGUUCAUUUUUAACUAUAUGCGGUCUGUAAUUUCUCUCCAGAGGAGAUCUCUGACCUGACUGAACAGAUUGGAGACACAGGAAAGACCAUCCAUGAGCUGGAGAAAUCAAAGAAGACCACUGAGACAGAGAAGGCUGAAAUUCAGUCAGCACUGGAGGAGGCAGAGGUAAAACUUUGAUUGCAAUGUAAUCGUCUAUGAUAUAUCACACCAUCAUAUAUAGUAUAAAACCAUCUUUCAAUCAGAUUUUUUUCCUCCUUGAGUCAAUUUAGUAUUUGUGUGACUUUUGAAGGGUACACUGGAGCAUGAGGAGGCCAAGAUUCUUCGUGUUCAGCUUGAGCUUAACCAGGUCAAGGGUGAGGUUGACAGGAAGCUGUCAGAGAAAGAUGAGGAGAUGGAGCAGAUCAAGAGGAACAGCCAGAGGGUGAUGGACUCCAUGCAGAGCACUCUUGAUUCUGAGGUCAGGAGCAGGAAUGAUGCCCUGAGAGUCAAGAAGAAGAUGGAGGGUGACCUGAAUGAGAUGGAGAUUCAGCUGAGCCAUGCUAACAGGCAGGCUGCUGAGGCCCAGAAACAACUGAGGAAUGUCCAGGGACAACUCAAGGUGAGUUUUACAUCAUUUUAGGUGAAAAUUUUCAUGAGAAAUAGAAAAAAAAAACUUGGCAUAUUUAUUCUUCUAAUGUUUUCAGGAUGCCCAACUUCAUCUUGAUGAUGCUGUCAGAGGACAGGAGGACAUGAAGGAGCAGGUUGCCAUGGUGGAGCGCAGAAAUGGUCUGAUGCUGGCUGAGAUUGAGGAGCUGAGAGUUGCUCUGGAGCAGACAGAGAGAGGACGCAAAGUGGCUGAGCAGGAGUUGGUUGAUGCCAGUGAGCGUGUUGGACUGCUCCACUCUCAGGUUUACAUUUCUCUAUCAAAAAAGUUAAGCAUCUGAAUAUGCCUUGAACAAAGUUAUUGAACACUGCUGUUCUCUAUCAUUCAGAACACCAGUCUUAUCAACACCAAGAAGAAGCUGGAGUCUGAUCUGGUCCAGGUUCAGGGUGAGGUGGAUGAUUCCGUUUCAGAGGCUAGAAAUGCUGAGGAUAAAGCCAAAAAGGCUAUCACUGAUGUGAGUUUGUGUUUCAGUUACUUAUCAGUUUAAAUUCUAGUACAAAAUUUUUAACACACUAUCUAAACUAUAACUUUGUUAUUUUGACCCAUCAACUUCUCAGGCUGCCAUGAUGGCUGAGGAACUGAAGAAGGAGCAGGACACCAGUGCUCACCUGGAGAGGAUGAAGAAGAACCUGGAGGUCACUGUCAAGGACCUGCAGCACCGUCUGGAUGAGGCUGAGAACCUCGCCAUGAAGGGUGGCAAGAAGCAGCUCCAGAAACUGGAGUCCAGGGUAUGCACCUUAGGAUAAAGUGUAUUUAAAAGAUUCCCUUAUAGCUUCAACAGACUUUUAUUACCUGCAUUAAAUCCCUUGUACUAAACUUGGGUUGUUCAUUAUCACAUUAGGUGCGUGAGCUGGAAACUGAAGUUGAAGGAGAGCAGAGACGUGGUGCUGAUGCUGUGAAGGGAGUCCGCAAAUAUGAGAGGAGAGUGAAGGAGCUGACCUACCAGGUAAUUAAAUAUUAAAACAAAAUAACAUGAGUUGUAUAUAUUUGUACACAUCAUUGCUAACAAUUUGUUUUUCCAUGUAGACUGAGGAAGACAAGAAGAAUGUUCUCAGACUUCAGGAUCUGGUGGACAAACUGCAGCUCAAAGUCAAGGCUUACAAGAGACAGGCUGAGGAGGCUGUAAGUGAAUUUUUCUGUGAUCUUGUGUGGGGACUAAACAGAAAAUGAAUAAGAAAUUAAGAAAAUACAUUUACAUCUUGCAGGAGGAGCAGGCCAACACUCACAUGUCCAGACUGAGAAAGGUUCAGCAUGAGAUGGAGGAAGCUCAGGAGCGCGCUGACAUUGCUGAGUCCCAGGUCAACAAGCUGAGAGCCAAGAGCCGUGAUGUUGGAAAGGUAACCACUUAACUUAUUAAAUAUAUAUUUAGUGGGCACUGGGCCUUUAAUACCAAAAGUAAGAGCUGAAUAAUAAUUUAUUUUGCUUUUUUCCAGUCCGACAGUGCUGAAUAG